Molecule: messenger RNA, 3045 nt
Organism: Carassius gibelio (silver crucian carp)
Lineage: Eukaryota; Metazoa; Chordata; Actinopteri; Cypriniformes; Cyprinidae
Product: putative sodium-coupled neutral amino acid transporter 7
Exons: 12
Coding region: 392-1777 (461 amino acids)
Biological process (GO): amino acid transmembrane transport
Molecular function (GO): L-glutamate transmembrane transporter activity; L-glutamine transmembrane transporter activity; L-alanine transmembrane transporter activity
Source: RefSeq, a predicted model, not a curated record
AUCGGUCUGCGCAGCGCCGCUUCAAGCCGAACACAGUACACCUCCUGCUGCUGUGUAAGCAGAACAGUACAGUAGUAACUCACAGAUCCCAGUGUUUGGCGGCAGGGGCAUCUUUAUCUCACUGAAAAACAUCACACAUGUGCUCUUAGGCACAGUACAGCGUCAGCGAAGAACAUAUACAUGAGGUGACAUUGAUCACAAAACACAGAACAAAAGGCAGCCUCUCUGUAACUGUACUGACCCUGUAGAUGUGUGUUAGACCAGGUGUGUGUGUGCAGCUAAUCCCCCUCAAUGGUGACGGCUCUGACUGACAGCACAAGUGAUUGCCUCUAUGUUUGCCCCAUGGUGCCCUUGUAAGUUUAUCUGAGGGUGUGUGAGAGAAGCAAGCGUCAUGUCGAGGGCGGACAGGGCGAUUAACAGUGAAGCGGGUGACUGGGGAUACAGUGAGGAUGCUGGUGAAAGAGCAUGGCUCUUGCAGAGCCCCAGUGUGGACUCCAUCCAACUACCCAAUCAAUCAGACGAAAGAAGGGGAGGGACUUCAUCACUCGGGGCUGUUUUUAUUGUGGUGAAUGCUGCUCUGGGAGCCGGACUUCUUAAUUUUCCUGCUGCUUUCAACAUGGCUGGAGGCAUCACAGCUGGAGUGACCCUGCAAAUGUGUAUGAUGGUCUUUAUCAUCACUGGGCUGGUGAUCUUGGCUUAUUGUUCUCAGGUGAGCAAUGAAACAACGUAUCAGGAGGUGAUUCGUGCAGUGUGUGGGAAGGUUCUGGGUGUCGUAUGUGAGCUGGCCAUUGCUGUUUACACAUUCGGCACCUGCAUAGCCUUCCUUAUUAUUAUUGGAGAUCAGUUAGACAAGCUGAUUGGCGCUAUAAAUCACGAGUCAGAGAAAGCAAUUAGUUUGCACUGGUACACGGAUCGUAAGUUCACCAUCACUUUGACCUCAGUGCUGAUCAUACUGCCUCUGUCCAUACCCAAAGAGAUCGGCUUCCAGAAGUAUGCCAGCGCCCUGAGUGUAAUUGGCACCUGGUAUGUGACAAUCAUAAUCAUCAUCAAAUACAUCUGGCCCGACAAAGACGUUUCUCCAGGAGUCAUCCCAGUCAGCCCUGCUUCCUGGACCAAUGUGUUCAAUGCAAUGCCCACAAUCUGCUUUGGUUUCCAGUGUCAUGUCAGCAGCGUUCCUGUUUUCAACAGCAUGAAGAGGCCUGAAAUCCGGCCUUGGUGGUCAGUUGUUACAGUCAGCAUGAUCAUCUGCCUCUUUGUGUAUACAGGGACAGGUGUGUGUGGCUUCCUGUCAUUUGGCUCAAGCAUCAGCCAGGAUGUGUUGAUGUCAUAUCCUUCUAAUGACGUUGCGGUGGCCAUUGCUCGAGCCUUUAUCAUCAUCUGUGUAGUUACCUCAUAUCCAAUCCUGCACUUCUGUGGAAGGGCAGUGCUGGAAGGUUUGUGGUUGCGUUUUAAAGGAGAGGAGGUGGAGACGGAUGUGGCCAGGGAACGGAGACGAAGGAUACUGCAGACACUCGUCUGGUUUUGUCUCACGCUGAUUCUUGCUCUCUUCAUUCCUGAUAUAGGACGAGUCAUUUCACUAAUCGGUGGUUUGGCUGCAUGCUUCAUUUUUGUUUUUCCAGGGUUGUGCUUGAUUCAGGCAAAGCUCUCAGAGCAUGAUGUCAGAUCAGCCAGUUGGAAGGGAAUGGUGGCCUAUGGGGUUGUUAUGGUUACGAUCGGUGCUUUCAUCUUUGGCCAGACGACUUCAAAUGCCAUCUACCAAGAUAUCAUCAAUCAAUAGAGACCAACUAAAACCAUGACUGUCCAAAUCAUGUCUCCAGGAGACUGUUGCAAACGUCUCCUAUUGUAAAGCACAGCAGUUCCACAGAAGUUUGUUCCUCUUGAUGUAGUGGAUCAUCCAGCAUUAUGGCUGUUUGUGAACGAAGGACCCCUGUGACGGACGCUAUACUUUCCCUUUUUUAAUUUGUAUAUAUUUACUGAUUUUAUGGAGGCCUUAUAUACUUGAUGUGGCAAAUGUGGUCAGAGUUCAUAAUGUUUACCCUUAGAAUCGUAUUGCAAACUUAUUUCUUGAUGACUUGCACUUACAAGUAUGUAAUUCUACUGUUCCAUGAGAUCUGAGAAGACUAAUAGUGUGUAUGUGUGUAUACCACUUUAGACCAGAAGUGACAAUUAUUUAAACUGUAUUUCGGAAAAUACUUGAUUAAUGAUUUUUACUUUAAUUUGAUGAGUACAACGAUCACUAGAUGAACUUAAGAACUAUUUUGUGUUUAUUUUGUUUUUUGAGUGGUGGGUGGGGGGGCUUCUGGUAUUGAAGUAAGUGUGAGAAUUUCUAUUGUAAGUUUCUUUGAAUCAUUCAGUUUACCAGCUGAAACCAAACAGUUUAAUUGUGUAAGGGUGUAUUCUUGGUCCGCUUCCAAACGAACUUUGGUACGGAUGACCUUAAGCACGUGUGUGUGUUUUUUUUUUUUUCUGGUUCACUUGCAAUAAGGGCAGUGUGAAAGCUAACCAAACCAAACAAAAAAAAAUCAGCAUUUUAUUUGGUCCGGACCAAAGCAGGUGAACUAGUGGACUUUCCUGGUGUGAAUACAUCCUCAGUCACAUUGGUGCGCCGGUGACCCCUUUUGUACCACAUUCCAGUUAUCUACUGUGCGUACAAAUGAAAAAUCCUCAAGGAUUCAAUCAGUAACACUAGAUGCAUGUUUGCUUUAACACAAUCAUGUAUUAUUGUAUGGUUUACUGUUUCAGUGCAAUCACUAAAGGGUUGUUCAAUGAAAAAUCAACAAAAUGCUUCUGUGCUCCAUUGUGAUCCUUUUUUUUUUGUUCUUAAACUGGAAGAUGCUGUUAAACACUCAUGCCAUGCAACCUACGUACAAAAAAACGUUUUAGUACACAAAUUAAAUUGUUGGCUACAUAAUGAAGGCUCAGUUUAAAGUAGUAAUAUUUAGUAUAUUUGAAGACACACACAUGCCAUUUGGGGCAGGGCCAUGAUGGGUUUUUCAAAAUCUCUUCUGAAACACUCCUUCAGGAUCAGUUAGAUUUAGUGUUUUA